AUGAAGGUCCAAUUGCUUCUCGGCGCCCUGCUGCCUCUUGUCUCUGCCCACUUCGAGCUCGUCUACCCUGCCGCUCGUGGUUUCGAUGAGGACAACCUUGGUCAGUUCCCCUGCGGUGGCCAGAACACCGUCACCACAAACCGCACCGAGUUCCCCAUCACCGGCGCACCCAUCCAGCUUCUCAUGGGCCACACUUCAGCCAAGGUCCAGGUGUUGCUGGCUCUUGGAAACGACCCCGGCUCCAACUUCAACAUCACUCUUCUCCCUACCUUCCAGGAGAAGGGUCCCCAGAACUUCUGCAUUGGCGCUGGUGCUCUGCAGUUCCCUGCUGGCUUGAACAUUACCGAGGGUAUGAAUGCUACCAUUCAGGUUGUUACCAACGGUGACCCUUCGGGCGGUCUCUACAACUGCGCCGACAUCACCUUCACCUCAACCCAACUCUCUGCUUCCGACUACAGCUCGCACUGCUCCAACAGCACUGGCGUCACAGUCUCCGCUCUGACCAACGCUGGCAAUGCCAACUCGUCCACCUCGGACUCCACCACCAGCGCCGCAGCUUCAGGCUCUACUUCUGCCGCCGCUUCCGCCGCAUCUGGCACUUCCACCGGCGCCGCUGCCCAGGCCACCUUUGCUGGUUUCGCUCUGGGUGCUAUGGGCGUCCUUGCCGGUAUGGCUGCUCUGUAA
This is a messenger RNA of Aureobasidium pullulans EXF-150, 684 nucleotides long. RefSeq lists its product as uncharacterized. Bases 1 to 684 code for a protein of 227 amino acids. The transcript is spliced from 2 exons. The record is from RefSeq and is a predicted model, not a curated record. NCBI's taxonomy places the organism in Eukaryota, Fungi, Ascomycota, Dothideomycetes, Dothideales, Saccotheciaceae.